Molecule: messenger RNA, 1533 nt
Organism: Lichtheimia ornata
Lineage: Eukaryota; Fungi; Mucoromycota; Mucoromycetes; Mucorales; Lichtheimiaceae
Exons: 8
Coding region: 1-1533 (510 amino acids)
Biological process (GO): xenobiotic detoxification by transmembrane export across the plasma membrane
Cellular component (GO): membrane
Molecular function (GO): antiporter activity; xenobiotic transmembrane transporter activity
Source: RefSeq, a predicted model, not a curated record
AUGUACAACAACAAGGAUAUCGACGAGAACACGCAUCUUUUGAGAUUCAAACGGGAUCAUUCACCUUCUUUUACUACUACUACUACUCCUACCACUCGUCGCCUACCUCAUUCCGCCACCUUGCAUGAUUCCAUCCAAGAGACCAUAUCUAUUCUCGCACUUGCAUGGCCUUUACUCAUUACAUUUGUUGUUGGAUAUGGAAUGAAACUCGUUGAUGUCUGGUUUUUAGGAAGACUUGACACGGAAGUCAUGGCAGUCGUCAGCCUUAGUAAUCUUUGGUGUACUGUGGGCGGGUUCGCAAUGGGUAAUGGGCUUUUGACUGCCAUCGAUACCCUGGUUGCUCAAGCGUUCACAGCAGCCACCAACUCGACGACAUUGGGCAUCAUUUUGCAGCGUGGUUUACUCAUCAUGGCAUGUGUUGCUGCACCCAUCAGUAUCCUAUGGAUGUUUGCUGAACCCAUCCUUGUAAGCAUUGGCCAGGAACCUGAUCUUGCCCAUCUUGCACAAAAGUACAUUUAUUUCUGCAUCCCCUUUGUCUACAUGGUGUUCGUGUCCACCGCUGUACGCAAAUUUUUACAGAGCCUCGGCAAAAUGCGCGUGACCAUGUUUAUGUGUGUGUCGUUGUUUCCACUCAAUUACCUAUCCAAUCUGGUUUGGCUCAAGUAUAUGCAUCUUGGCUAUGUCGGUGCCGCUAUGCAUUUUGCCACCUUCCAUACGAUGGUGUUUGUUGUCUAUAUGACCUUUCUUCUUGGGGGUACCAAGUUUGUCCGUUCCUAUUGGCCUGGCUGGUCACAACAAGCGUUGCACCACUGGAAACCUUUUCUGAAACUUGGUAUCCCAGGAAUGUUAAGCGUGGCAACCGAUUGGGCAUUUGAAGUGUGUGCUCUAUUGUCAGGUACCUUGGGGAAAACAAGUCUAGCAGGCCAAUCCAUCGUCCUCACGAUUAACUCCCUUCUUUUAAUGAUACCAAGUGCUUUAUCCAAUGCAGUGCUAGUGCGUGCUGGUCAUCAUCUUGGAGCAGGAAGAUCAAAGCAAAUCCGUAUGUGCUUUGUGCUAUCUACCACGUUUGGUAUAUUGUUAUCCUUGAUCAAUGCCAUUGGCAUGUAUACCUUUCGCGAAUGGAUUUCCAGUCACUUUGCCAUUGAUCCAGAGGUGGUACAAGCAGCUGUGGAUUUGUUCCCAGUAGCUGCAUGCUGUCACUUUUUCGCUGGUGUGAGUGCCAUCUUUUCCGCCAUGCUCACUGCCCUCGGCAAGCAACCCGUAGUCGCUUCUUUCAACCUUGGAUCCUAUUAUGCGAUUGGUAUGCCGUUUGGUCUAUGGAUCACUUAUACCUACGAUUGGGGUUUGGAAGGGAUCUGGUCUGGUGUAGCCGUGGCUGGUAUUAUCAAAUGUAUCGGUGAAGGUGCAAUGCUCCUUUAUUACGUUGAUUGGGAGGACGAGUGCCAAAAAGUUGGACGUGUUAUUGGAAGUCAAGAGAUCCCACCUACUUUGAAAACCAUUCCCAUUACCAAAAACUCCAACGAUACCCUAUAG